AUGGAGUCCAAACUCUAUGAAGAAGUCUGGGUGACCUCAUGCUACACGUCACUGACAAUGCUGGAGUUUAUUCUCCAGCAUGUCACGGCUUGCAAGCUCGAAGUUGAACUCGGUGACUUUGUCCCGGGAGAAAUAUCUAUCGAUAAGGCGAGGGUAAGGGAGAUCCUACGAAAUACCGGAGUAGCAGAACUAGCUCCUCUUUGGAAAAAUGGCACGGGACUCUGUACAUCAUUCGCAAUACAAGUCGCUUCACGUAUAGACUGUAGCGAUUACCCAUCCUCGUUUAUAUUCGGGGAACUGGAUGGCUACCGGGCAUGUUUUAAUGCUGGUGGGUUCAUCAUUGACUCAUCUGCAAGGAAGGCUUUAUUAAUACAAGAUGGAAAGCCAAUCUCUGCCUAUAAGGGAAUGUGGAAUUUAGCAAAAGUAGACCAUGACUUAGUUCUAUCAUUUCAGAUAGACUUUAAGAGCUUUAACCGUCUCGAUGGUUACACCCAAGCAAUCAACCACUGUAUUCUUCAGCUCUGUAAUCAGAAAUCCUUUAUAUGCAUGUUUCGGUUCUAG
Molecule: messenger RNA, 561 nt
Organism: Trichophyton rubrum CBS 118892
Lineage: Eukaryota; Fungi; Ascomycota; Eurotiomycetes; Onygenales; Arthrodermataceae
Exons: 5
Coding region: 1-561 (186 amino acids)
Source: RefSeq, a predicted model, not a curated record